Caenorhabditis auriculariae is the source of this 2970-nucleotide messenger RNA. The record is from the annotation of a GenBank genome assembly. Lineage: Eukaryota; Metazoa; Nematoda; Chromadorea; Rhabditida; Rhabditidae.
AUGCGAGAAGUACUGCUUGCGGUACUUUUAGCAACCUCCAGUGCCUUCGACUACGAUGACCAGUUCCAGGAGUUCAUCACAACCGAGACAGGUUUGAUUUAUCGAAAAUUGUAGAAUUAUUUUGGAUAUAUUUAGAUAAUCAUCUCGUUUUUUUUUUUCUGAAUAGCUUCUGUAAAUAACCCGCAAGAAAAAAAUAGCCGCCGAAUUUCGGAGCACUUGCGCUCCAUAGAUAAUUAGUGAAAACUUACUUUAUUAACGUCCGAUUUAUUUUUUUCAAGAGAAUGAAACGCUCAAACGUUCGCGCCCUAUAGCUAAUUAUAAGUGUAUUUUUUGCCUUUUCGAGAAUUUUCGGACUUUUUUGGAUGCUGGAAUUUCUCAUUACCGUAAAAAAAAGCAUAAUGAAUUCAUAUUUUCCUCUCACUCAGUACAAUCUGACUAUUAUGAACCGUUUCAGGACGUCUCUAUAAAGACAUGAAAAGCCAAUUAUUCGGCCCAUGUCAAGAAUAUUCAGGUUUUGUUGCUACUAACAGAGAAAGAGUGUAGAAAUCCCACUAAUCGAUAACUUUUUCUGUAAAAAGUAGAAGAGUCCUCCUGUUUCUGUCUUUUCCCACUCAAAUUCUGAAUUCCUGCCCCCAAUCAAUGAAUUUGGUUCAGAACGAGGUCUGUUCCCGAAUAUUUUCAACUUGGCCACAAAUUCACUGAUCAACUCCACGGCCACCUGUGGACAGUACAGUCGGGAGGAGUACUGUAAGCUGGUGGAGCACGUUUUGUUGCGAGCAACUACCAAUACUCAGUUGGUUAAUUUCGAUUUCAUAUUUCAGGAGGGUGAAUUUAUUUGUACACUGGGAUUCUCUGAAAGAUGGGGAAAAUUCCCCCCGUCCGAACAAGCCCCUCCCCACCCAACAAGGCAAAUUUCGACUUUCGGAUACAGCCCCCUCCACGUCCGAACAAGCCCCCCAUUAAGGCAAAUUUCGACUGGGCGGGGGGAGGGGGAGCUAUAUUCUAUACUGAAAUCGCGCCCCCCCAUACAACAAAUAAAACCAACGGAUCAACGAAAAUCUAAAAAAAUACGGCUUUCCUUCAAAUCGUUUCGAGACCCGUUAAAAAAAUAAUUUCACCUACUGGAGGGGGGAGGGGGCUGAUUAUGAACCCGUACUUCUCGAAAAAAAUAAAAAAAGUUUUUGAAGGUUGUGUGCACCAGAGUGAGCAGGGGGGCUAUUCCCUAGACCAGUUAGGGGGGGCGGGGGCUUUCCGGAAUGAUCCCGAAAAAUAGGCCAGGAUACUGAUAAUUAUACUAAUUGAAAGGAUAAACCCGUAAAUCUUCUUCUUAAUUUUCAUAAACGGACGCCUAAAAGUAGGGACCGCAAGCCAUUUCUUCAGAACGAUUCAAAAAAUAUGUUUUUCACAUUGUUCGAUAGAGGAGACUGUCCAUUUUCAUAAUCCGUUCAGUUUUUGAAAAAAGCUCCACUAAGAAAAAAGUUAUGGCCAAAAAACGAGCGCGCGCGGCGUUCAACUGGAGGCGAAAUCUCACGGUUUACCCGCUGCCGCACGCUUUCUUUUUAAAUGUUUUUGCGCGUUUCUGGACCGUUUUUAAAUCGGUUUUCUGUUCUGAGAGGUUGUCCGAACUGAGCCUCAUGUUUUGGUAUUAAUCUUUUGUACAAUCCUCAUAAGAAUUUUUUUGAUAAAAUAUCAAAAAAACUACCUAGAAAAAAAGGUCAAAGGGAUUUUUUUAGCUUAUUUUUUUCUUUUUUUCUACUCAGAAAAAAAUUAUUAUCAUUCGAUUUGGAAAAAAGAAAAAAUGAAAAUAAAUGUUAUUUCGAAAUAAAACAGGAAAAAAAGUGCAAUUUGACUUCGAAAAAAACGGCUCCUGCGACAUUUAAAAGGGCGCAUCGGUGUGUUUGACGCAAACACUGCUACGGACACUUGCACGGAAUCUUCCAAAAUUUCAAAAAAAAAUUGCCAUUUUUUCGAGGUUUUCAAAGCCGUUAUUUUUUUCGCGUCGAUCGAUUUUUUUCAUAAUUUUUUCAUUGAUAGAGUUUCGAACGCUUAAUAACAUAAUCAAAAGUAUAGACGCGAUCCUAUUCUCUCAUGCGUCAACGAGGCAGGCGAAAAAAAGGAGGUUUUGGUAAAAUUCAAAUAUAAUUUUGAUUCGCUGUCCCAAUAAUUAUUUUUCAUUUUUGAAUUUUUUUGUUUGUGAGCACAUUGUGAGUUUUUAAAUCAAAUAAAAAAAGUAUACCAUGUCGCUGAAAUUUUUUUCGCAUUUCAGCUUCAAAGUUUGGUGCCACUUUACAAGCUUUAAUAUUUUUUUCGCGUCGGUAGAUUUUUUUCAUUUUUCACUCAAAAAAAUAAAGAAAGUGUUAAUGUAUAACAUACUUAAAAUUUAGAAGCGUUCCUCACUUGGUUUUUCUGAAAACGCGACAAUUUUUGUGAAACUUGUCAGUUUUUUUCGUGUUAAAUCUUACUUUUUUUCGCUUAUUUUUGAAAAAUACAUAGUUUUAAAAAUAUUCAGUCUUGUAGAGCAUUGUCGAUUACAUAGAUUGAGAGAAACAGUUGAUUUUCAAAGUGGGACUUUAGCUAGUAUAAACGCCUCAAAACCGUUUUUGCAACAAAAAAAUCGUCAUUUUGGUGGCGUGAACGGGCGGGGCUUUGCGCCCCCUACCUAAAAGUCGGAGAAAAUGUCUGAUUUUGAGCCCUCCCUUCUCGAAAAAUGGAAUCUUUUGAAGGUUUCAUGCACCCUUUCACGAUCCCAUUCUCUAAAAGUACUAGAACCAUCAUCAUUUCCAGAUCGCCCCAAUGCGACAUUUGCGACGUCAACGACGUCCACAAAAGGCACCCCAUUGAAUAUGCGAUCGAUGGAACCAGAAGGUACUUUUUCAUAUAUUUACAAUCAAUCAAUGAAUCUUAAGAUGGUGGCAAUCGCCAUCUUUGGCCAACGGACUAAAAAUUCGAGAAAGUCAACAUCACGAUUGA